Molecule: messenger RNA, 1456 nt
Organism: Tupaia belangeri chinensis (Chinese tree shrew)
Lineage: Eukaryota; Metazoa; Chordata; Mammalia; Scandentia; Tupaiidae
Gene: KLF8
Product: KLF transcription factor 8
Exons: 5
Coding region: 107-1051 (314 amino acids)
Biological process (GO): regulation of transcription by RNA polymerase II
Molecular function (GO): RNA polymerase II cis-regulatory region sequence-specific DNA binding; DNA-binding transcription factor activity, RNA polymerase II-specific
Source: RefSeq, a predicted model, not a curated record
GCCUGAAAAUAAUUCUCUGUGACAGAAGGACAUAGAAAAGAAUAUGGAAGUUCACUGACCCUGUUCAGAUUAGAGAUACUCCUGAGACAGCAGACUGAAGAUUAAUAUGACAUCUCUCCCACUCCUGGAUGCCAAUCCCAUGGAGAACCCAGCAAUGUUUAAUGACAUCAAGAUUGAACCCCCAGAAGAACUUCUGGCUAAUGAUUUCAACUUGCCCCAGGUGGAACCAGUCGACCUCUCCUUUCACAAGCCCAAGACUCCUCUCCAGCCUGCUAGCAUGCUUCAGGCUCCAAUAUGUCCUCUGAAGGCACAGUCUGCUCCCCAGACCCUUGUGGUGUCCACUUCAACAUCUGACACAAGCACUUCAGCAAACAUCCCAACAGUUUUGACACCAGGCUCUAUCCUGGCCUCCUCUCAGGGCACUGGUGGCCAGCAGAUCUUACAUGUGAUUCAUACCAUCCCCUCAAUCAGUCUGCAAAAUAAAAUGGGUGGUCUGAAAACCAUCCCAGUGGUGGUACAGUCUCUUCCCAUGAUGUAUACUACUUUGCCUGAAGAUGGGGGCCCUGCAGCCAUUACAGUCCCACUCAUAGGAGGAGAUGGCAAAAAUGCCGGAUCAGUGAAGGUUGACCCCACUUCCAUGUCUCCACUGGAGAUUCCAAGUGAUAGUGAGGAGAGUGCAAUUGAGAGUGGAUCCUCAACAUUACAAAGUCUUCAGGGACUGCAGCAAGAACCAGCAGUGAUGGCACAAAUUCAGGGAGAAAAGGCACUUGACUUGAAGAGAAGACGGAUUCACCAAUGUGACUUUGCAGGAUGCAGCAAAGUAUACACCAAAAGUUCUCACCUGAAAGCUCACCACAGAAUACACACAGGAGAGAAACCUUAUAAAUGUACCUGGGAUGGCUGUUCCUGGAAAUUCGCUCGCUCAGAUGAGCUUACCCGCCAUUUCCGCAAGCACACAGGCAUCAAGCCCUUCCGGUGCACAGACUGCAACCGCAGCUUUUCUCGUUCUGACCACCUGUCCCUGCACCGCCGACGCCAUGACACCAUGUGAGCAGCACAAGUUGCACCAAAGGAGCUGCACUGGUGUCUUUCCUCUGUGUGUGCUCACAUCAACACCGUUUUUUCUUCUUUGACUUCAACUUGCCUUUGUGAUAGGGUUGGAGCAGCCCACUGAGCCAAGUUCAAAAGAUUAGAAGAAAACCAGCUGGUCUCCCAUGGGACUCUCCAUUGUCAAGAUUCCAGUUUUUUUUUUUUUUCAACCUAAUCAUAGAUUGAAUUCCAGUGCAGUACCCAUGGCUGCCCCUUUCACCAACCCUGCUCUAAAUGGGAAAUUUUUCCUACAAUAACACAACAAGAAUCAAACUCAAGGCUGUGAACAAGCAUACACUAUUUUUCCUAUUUUUUCUCUAGUUUUCUAAAAUUCUCAUCCAUAUAUUUUUUGUAAUCAGUACUUAAA